ACGUCACUUCCUUCAACCUCGGCGUUUGCCGGGCGGGUUCCCACGCGCGUUCAGCAUGAGGAUUGAGAAGUGUUAUUUCUGUUCGGGGCCUAUCUACCCAGGCCAUGGCAUGAUGUUCGUCCGUAACGAUUGCAAGGUGUUCAGAUUCUGUAAAUCCAAAUGUCAUAAAAACUUCAAGAAGAAGCGCAAUCCUCGCAAGGUCAGAUGGACUAAAGCGUUCAGGAAAGCAGCUGGUAAAGAGCUCACGGUGGAUAAUUCAUUUGAAUUUGAAAAACGUAGAAAUGAACCUGUCAAAUACCAGCGAGAGCUAUGGAAUAAAACUAUUGAUGCAAUGAAGAGAGUUGAAGAGAUCAAACAGAAACGUCAAGCUAAAUUUAUAAUGAACAGGUUGAAGAAAAAUAAAGAACUUCAGAAAGUUCAGGAUAUUAAAGAAGUCAAGCAAAACAUCCAUCUUAUCCGGGCCCCUCUUGCAGGGAAAGGAAAGCAGCUGGAAGACAAAAUGGUACAGCAAUUACAACAGGAUGUGGACAUGGAAGAUGUUUCUUAAAACCCUUACCGUCUGUAACCAUUUCUUUAAGUGCAUUUGAAAAGCUCCUUUGGAAACUUAGAACUUCUAAAUUAUUGAUUUAUUUUUUACAGUCAAAUGAAAGGGGAUUAAAGUACUUCUCUUCUACAUUGCUAUCUGCAGAACACCAGAUAUUAUGGAUGCUAGAUUGCAUCUCAGCAUUAAACCUUCCCUGAGAGAGACAUCUUUUAUAAAUCAUCAAAGUUCUGUUUGUAAAUACCAAAGUGAAUUGUGGAUAUAAAAUGGUCAUGUCAUUGGUUAAUGACUAGGCAGCAUUUAUGUAAUAACUAAAGACAUUCAUGGCUAGUGAUAUAUAAAAAUUUUCUUUGCAGUAAAAUAUUCUCUUUAUUGAUGUUCUAGAAGAGAUACAGCAAGGAACUAACAAUCUGUAUGAUACUUAGCCUCAAGUAUUUUCUUUUGAUUUCACUUUUUCCAGUUUUGGUUUAUUAGAUUCUUAGAAGAACAUAAUGAUCUAAUAUUUUGAAGCCUAAUUAUGUUGGACUGUUUUGACCUGGUUUAACUGUUAUGAUAGGCAUUUGUUAAGGGUGAGAACUGAAUAAUCUGUUCUCAAAAUAUCACUAUAAUUUCCACUUUGGAGGAUGCUCAAUUCUAACUUGAGAUUUCUGGCAGAAUAAACCUUAUUUUUUCAGCUUUGCAGUAAUUGAGAAGCAGAGGAAUCUUUUACCUACUAAAAUUUCUUGUGUGGUUUUCUUUUAAAAAAAUUCUUAAUUGUUUUUGGGAAAUUGGACAUUUGGGUAGCUUAGUAAUUUUUUGUUUGCACAUAAAAUCAUUUUUAAUGUGCAUGCCUAUGUAUUUAAAAAUACAAAACAAAAGGUAUGAAGUAUUGAUUACUUGGAAGAAAAUUACUUUGCUCACAUACUCUUGAAGUAGGAGAUAAUUUUUAAAGAAUAAUGUGUAUUUCAGAGUUCCUGUUGUGGUGCAGCAGAAAUGAAUCCAACUAGGAACCACAAGGUUUCGGGUUUGAUCCCUGGCCUUGCUCAGCGGGUUAAGGAUCUGGUGUUGCCAUGAUCUGUGGUGUAGGUUGCAGAUGCGGCUUGGAUGUGGCGUGGCUGUGGCGUAGGCCAGCAGCUGUAGCUCCAGUUCGACCCUAAGCCUGGGAACCUCCAUGUGCCGUGGGUGCGGCCCUAAAAAAAAAAAAAAAAAAAAAGAAUAAUGUGUAUUUUAUACUUACUUUUUGCAUUAUGCGUAAGUAUGUUAAGAGUUUUAGGUAACUCAGUUUUUUGUUUUUUUGGGUUUUUUAAGGACAGAACUUAGAAUAAAUUACAAAUUGUUAGGGUUAUGUAAAUAUAUAGUAAUGGCUAAAUUUUUAUUUCUGUGUUAGAUAGUAAAAAAGUAGACCAUCAGUGGACCAAGUGUUAGAAGACCUGAAUUCCAGCCUUGUGUUCUUAAAUAUGGCUCAUUUGUAAACAAUAUUAUUGAUGCAACAAUUAGAAGAAAUGUGUGCAAAGACAUUUGUAAAAUUACUUGAAGUUUUCAUUCUACUAUAUUCAUGUUUGUCUUAAAAUAAGCAUGUUUGUUAAAUACUAUUAGCAAAUAAAUUUCCUACUGUGCUAGUUAGGGAGCAACUUGG
Sus scrofa (pig) is the source of this 2156-nucleotide messenger RNA. It is a transcript of the gene RSL24D1, whose product is annotated as ribosomal L24 domain containing 1. Gene Ontology annotation, cellular component: nucleolus. Gene Ontology annotation, molecular function: structural constituent of ribosome. The record is from RefSeq and is a predicted model, not a curated record. Lineage: Eukaryota; Metazoa; Chordata; Mammalia; Artiodactyla; Suidae. Gene Ontology annotation, biological process: ribosomal large subunit biogenesis.